ACCUCUGUAGGUUCAGUCGGUCCUUUUUUUGUGUUCUCCCGUCCACGCUGAGCUGCAGCUUCUCCGAGUCCGGGUUAGAGUAUAGCUUCGACUUCUUCGGUUAUGGCUGACCAGGCUUUUGUGACGUUGGCUACCAAUGACAGCUAUGCUCGGGGAGCCAUGGUUUUGGGAAAGUCCCUCCGGAACCAUAAGACUUCUAAGAAGCUGGUGGCACUCAUUGGUCCACAAAUAUCAGAGCCUUGCCAGGCCGUGCUGAAGCUAAUCUUCGACGAGGUGAAGGUGGUGGAUGUGCUAGACAGCGGAGACACGGCGCACCUGGCCAUGAUGAACAGGCCAGACCUGGGCGUCACCUUCACCAAACUCCACUGCUGGACUCUGACGCAUUACUCCAAAUGUGUUUUCAUGGACGCAGACACACUGGUGCUAUCAAAUAUAGACGAGUUGUUUGAAAGGGAAGAAUUGUCCGCUGCUCCCGACCCUGGCUGGCCUGACUGUUUCAACUCUGGCGUGUUUGUAUUUCGGCCUUCUUUGGAGACUCAUGGCAAACUGCUCCAGUUUUGUGCAGAACAAGGAAGCUUUGAUGGAGGAGACCAAGGUGUUUUGAAUGGCUUCUUCUGCAACUGGGCAACAGCUGACAUAACAAAACACCCUAUCUAUUCACUCGCGAUCGCCACUACACUGAUUCAGCAUCACAGAACCACAAGAACGUGCCAUUUUAAAAAUCAGUCACAAAACCGACUGACGGGUGAUUGUUGCACCGUUAACAAGUCAUCUCGCACAGCUCCAAAGGAGAGAAAACAAAAGGUGCUUUAUGAAGAGCUGUCAAUCAACUGGGGAAUGGAGAGAAAAGAAAAGACGAAAACAAAGAUUCACAUCCAUGUUUUGAGUUCCUUGUGGCAUGAAUGCCCUUUUCCCGCUUGGAUUAAUUAGACCUUGAAAGCCGUUCUUUUCUACGAUGACACACGGCCUUCGUUCACUUCCCCUCCUCCAGAUCCUCCACUCACUGGAACAUUCUCAAAGUCUCCUCCCUAGAUCCUACUUCACUUUCCUUUAUUUUUUAAGGUCCAUUUUUCCACCUCCCCCACCCUUUCUGCACUUGGGUCCAACUGGCCGCAGCUGGAGAACUCAUCGUCGUGUUCGUCGUCUCCCUGAGCCUCCGCCUCUUCCACAUUCAAAUACUACUUGGUCCAUUUUCACUCCACAAAUACAGGAACUCCUCCCCGUGUGUUUUGCUGACUCGACGUACAUUUGGGAAACACGAAGCCGGACUCCCCAAGCUGGGACCCUUCUUACGACGUAUUGACCAUGGGAAUAAUAGCAACAGAUAUCAAAGAGAACAUCUUGCAUUUCUUUUACCAGCACUCUGUCGUAAAAAGGAAUUUCUUUCUGGAAACCCUCUGUGACCUCGAGAAACAUCUCCUGGCGCGACGUCGAUGUGCUGCAACCGCACAGACCCGAGUUGUUCCUCCUCCUCCUCCUCCUCCUGAGAAACACCCGUUAGCGACACUGGGAGGACGCAUCAGCUUUCAGUCACACUUCAGCAGGGGGCCGGGGAGGUCACAUGACCUCUAGACAAACUCCCCGUCGCUCUUUUGGGAGAUGGCAGUGAAGUGCGAGGACACUUCACUGCCUGCAUGCACACAUGCAAAGCCCACCCCCCCCCCCACCAACUGUCUGCAAUGUCUCGGCUUCGUAACAUUCACAUGAUAUGGAUACAGCAAUAUGCCAGACGAGCAGUUCGGUUGUACAAAAAU
This is a messenger RNA of Pseudoliparis swirei, 1754 nucleotides long. RefSeq names its product glycogenin-1-like. The record is from RefSeq and is a predicted model, not a curated record. Gene Ontology annotation, molecular function: glycosyltransferase activity. NCBI's taxonomy places the organism in Eukaryota, Metazoa, Chordata, Actinopteri, Perciformes, Liparidae. Bases 103 to 930 code for a protein of 275 amino acids. Gene Ontology annotation, cellular component: cytoplasm. The transcript has 6 exons.